CUAUCGAUCGCCUCCCGAAGCUGGUUUUCCGAACGCCGAACCAAAAAGUAAACUUAACCUAGUGGCAGUUAUGUUCUGCUUUUGACAGAAACAGUAAAACUUUGUUUUGUACUUGUUGUAUGAGAUUGGACACCAUGACAGUGUAAACCUCAACACAUUUUGGCAGUGAGAAACAAGACGGCGGCACGUUUCUCAACUGUGAAAUGGAGUUACUAAACAAUCAACCUGCUGGACAACCAGACACUGUGUUGUGGUUUGUGUUCCUUUUAGAUCCUGAUUCCCUUGAAACUCAUUUAAAACAGGAUGAUGCAGAUCCCACUCCAACGGAACUUAUUUGUAAAUUUCUUACGAAUAGUCAAGCUCUUAACGAAGCAGCUCCCAGGAGUAGAAAAAACCUUGCCCUGAAGAUUCUUUCAUUGAAGGUCGCAGCUCAUCUGAAAUGGGAUAUGUCAAUUUUAUUAGAAAGAUUGCCUUUGAAUAUGCAGUACAUUCUUCUCAAAGAUCUUUUGUAUAUGUCAAGACAAGAAGAGGCAGAUCCAUCCACUGAUACGUCUUUGGAUUUCAAUGAAGUAUCUCCCCAGACACUUUUUUCUGUUGUUCUUUUCCACCGGUGGGUCUUGUGUGCUCUGGUGAAACAAAACAUUUCUUUUAAUAGUACACAGAAUGGAAACAGCAACCUUAAUACAGGCCGAACACCAGCUGGAGUUGCUCCAAACGGUGCCGCCUCAUCCGAGAUAUCACCGGAGGAUGUUCUACGUCUUUUGGAGAAGCAAGCACCAGGGAGUGUUGACGUUUUACAUAGGGCUGUUGCUUCUCAACCCCCAUCUAUAUCCAUUCCCACUUUUAAAACAUUCAAACCAUUGACAGAAGAUAAUGGAGAUAUUGAUUUGCUGUGGGAUACAUGUGAACAACUUACCCUUGAUGAAUUUCGAUGUCAAUUGCACUAUGAUCUUGGAGUAUACUUUAUGUUCAAACAAGAAAUAACCAUAGCAAGAGAACAUUUCACCUCAUGUGAUCUAUUACUUAGUCAAUGCACAGGCAUGUCAAUUUACCGCAGUGUGUCGAGAGUUAAACUAGAUGGUUAUCGAAUAGCUUGUGGGGUGUACACCCCACCAUCCCAAUCAGCUUUGUUGUGUCAAUUCCAUGCUUCAAUCAAGCAACAUUAUAUGGGCAUAGUUAAUAUUUUGGUGCAAGAUAAUAAAUCUCUAGAGAUUCCAAUGGUUCAUAGGGAGCAUCUUGAGUUGGAUAUUCAAGGUGCUGUGCAAAGUGGUACUUUCACUGUUGCAAGAGAUCUGCUAAUUCAAAUUCAAUGUUUAAAUGUGGCAAGACGCCUUAUGGGUGGGCAUUUAAUAUGUCAGGAUUAUUCACAUCAUAUUCGUGUGGCUGGUCCAAAGGGGGCAGACUUUCUUCUUUCUUUUUUAAAGCCACUUUUGAGUGAGUCCACAAAUUUGGCUUUUAAAAGUGAUGAUAUUGCUCGAAAAUUUAGAGUCAAAACGUUUCUUCGAGGGUUACUAGAAGCAGGAAAUCAAUCAGCACUUGUCAAAGCUAUAUUUGACUCUCCAGAAUUUGGUGCUCUUUUUGAGCCCAAUGAACUCAGUCAACUCAGUGGAAAGAGUGUUGAUAUUUCCAUACCUGCUAUGCUGUCUUCCAGUUCCUGGGACAUUCCAGAUUUAGGACCAAGGCGUAAUCCACGUUUGGAAAUGGGAGCUUUGGAACAACAACUUAUUCAAUCAUAUGAUCCUGAGGAAAUACGUCAAUUGUUGUCAAAACUCUCUAGCAUGCCAUCUGUUAAAUCUCAGGGUAAAGCUAUUUGGCAUGUGAACAGUAAGUGGGAAUUGCCUAUCCCAGUGCACAGUGUAGUAAUGAAUUUACCGAAAGGAUUUGUUCAAGAGUUUUGCUAUAUUCUUUUGGCUAAAGCCCAUGAACUGGCAUCUGUUCAGGAAUACUCCUUGGCUUUGAGAAUGUAUGCCAUUGUUGAAGAGGAACUGAGAAAAGGUCACAGUAUUCCCUCUGUCGUAAAAUUAAUUCGGCUUUGUGGGUGGGAGGCUUUGGUUGUAGAAAUAACUCAGUUUCUUGAUGAAUGGCCUGCUCACAACUCACGCUCAAUUGAACUUGCAGAAGCCUGCAAGGCCUGCCUUUCAGCUAGACAAGCUGGAGAAGCACUCAUUCCUCGCUUGGAGGUUGUGGAACGAUGUGUUGUAAUGCUUUUGAAUGUCAGUCCAUCUUUAUCUUCUGUUGGUUCACCACUUGAUUUCCUAACAAAGCUAGACAGACAUUGUGUUCAUGUUGAACUAGCUGCUGCAUUUGCUUAUGCCUGUCAAGAUAUCAUACGUCAGAAAGGUGGUCGGCAUGUUUCACGGGAUGCUUGGGAUCUUGUUUUGCCAGUGUUUCUUAGAGAGACUACCAAACGUACAAGUUCAGGGAUUCCUAUUCAUCAUUCCCAUAGAGACUCCCCAGUAAGCUCUGGGGGACUCAACUCAUCAACCUUGUGGGCGUUUCUUUCUCAACUCAGAGAUCCCACCAUGAUCACAUUAGCUUUGUCAUUACUUGCUCGAAUACAUAAUGUGCUUCGAGAUGAUUCAAAGUUUGAUAUAAAUGUUGACUAUGUCAAUCUUUGGCCAGCCUCUAUUAGUGGUCCCAACUCAUAUGCUAGUAAAGGAGUUGCUGAGAUGCUGUACCAGCUUUUAGCCCAUGCCCUAAAAUAUAAUCCUAUCCAUGUAGGCUGGCUUAAAGUUCAAGGAGACCUCAAUUUCGUCAUGAAUCACUUAUCAUCAGCUUUGAAAUCGUACUUAGAAGCAGCAAUAGCUGCCACAGAUUUCUUUAGUCAACCUUUACAGAGAAUGCAAAUUGAUGAUCAUGUUAUACGCCGCAUGAUAAAAUGCUGUUCAUUGCUUCAGUGCCAUACUCAAGCAGCAGUUCUUUGUCAAUUUUUAGAAGAAAUUGACUACACUACAGCUUUUAAGUGCAUUGGUGAAACUAAGGGUGGAAGUUGUGCAGAUGCUAUGGAUUCGUACUAUGAAUGUGUAUGGGAUACAACCCUGCUGGAAUACCUAAUACAUCUCCAUACUAAAAGAGGAGAAACCCACCGGAAGCAACUUGCUAUCCAAACAAUUGGUCUACUCGAAUUAAACUCUAACAAUAAUGAAGAAAUUCAACGGGAGGCAGUUAAUAUUCGGAAGGCAAAAUUUCUGAGAGCAUUAGCUCAUCAAUAUGUUUGUUGAUAUAUGCAACUAUAAUUUUAUAUCUUAAUAAAAUCAAAAGAAAGUUUAAGUAUGUCAUGAGGAAAAUGAAUUCAAAGAUAAAUAAAUACAUGUCCUGCAA
Frankliniella occidentalis (western flower thrips) is the source of this 3321-nucleotide messenger RNA. RefSeq names its product integrator complex subunit 8 (gene IntS8). NCBI's taxonomy places the organism in Eukaryota, Metazoa, Arthropoda, Insecta, Thysanoptera, Thripidae. The transcript is spliced from 17 exons. Gene Ontology annotation, biological process: snRNA 3'-end processing. Gene Ontology annotation, cellular component: integrator complex. The record is from RefSeq and is a predicted model, not a curated record. Bases 204 to 3221 code for a protein of 1005 amino acids.